Molecule: messenger RNA, 391 nt
Organism: Dromiciops gliroides (monito del monte)
Lineage: Eukaryota; Metazoa; Chordata; Mammalia; Microbiotheria; Microbiotheriidae
Gene: POLR2L
Product: RNA polymerase II, I and III subunit L
Exons: 2
Coding region: 109-312 (67 amino acids)
Biological process (GO): tRNA transcription by RNA polymerase III; transcription by RNA polymerase I; transcription by RNA polymerase II
Cellular component (GO): RNA polymerase II, core complex; RNA polymerase III complex; RNA polymerase I complex
Molecular function (GO): DNA binding; zinc ion binding; DNA-directed RNA polymerase activity
Source: RefSeq, a predicted model, not a curated record
GAAACGGAAGCGAGGAGGAGAGGGGGCGGGGCCGCGCGGCCGGGGCCGACUAGGACAGACGGCUGAGCGUGUGCCCGGCGCCGGUGCCGUCGCCUCUUCGCCAUCGCCAUGAUUAUCCCGGUGCGCUGCUUCACGUGCGGCAAGAUCGUGGGCAACAAGUGGGAGGCCUACCUGGGGCUGCUGCAGGCCGAGUACACCGAGGGAGAUGCUCUGGACGCGCUGGGCCUGAAGCGCUACUGCUGCCGGAGGAUGCUGCUGGCGCACGUGGACCUCAUUGAGAAGCUCCUGAACUACGCACCCCUGGAGAAGUGAGCCCCCGUCCCGAAGGCCCCCAUCAGCCGCCUGCGGGGGGACCUCCAGAGUUGGCAAUAAACCUGCUAUUGGCUCCGGA